ACCCCUGAUCCAUAUACAGAUGUAUUGAGGAAGUUAAACCAGAUACAGAUGUAUUGAGGAAGUUAAACCAGAUGUAUUGAGGAAGUUAAAACAGAUACAGAUGUAUUGAGGAAGUUAAACCAGAUACAGAUGUAUUGAGGAAGUUAAACCAGAUACAGAUGUAUUGAGGAAGUUAAACCAGAUACAGAUGUAUUGAUGAAGUUAAACCAGAUACAGAUGUAUUGAGGAAGUUAAACCAGAUACAGAUGUAUUGAGGAAGUUAAACCAGAUACAGAUGUAUUGAGGACGUUAAACCAGAUACAGAUGUAUUGAGGCAGAUAACCCAGAUACAGAUGUAGUGAGGCAGAUAAAGUGAGAUGGAGUUGCUCAUCCCCACCUUAACCUUGCUGGCCCACCUGCCCGUAGCAGCAGCGUAUAAGACAGACAUUCCGAGAGAAAAUACCAGAGCCAUCGUCCGACCCUCCACUGUGGCGGAAGAGGAAAACUACAACGUUUACUGUGACCCUGACAUUGCCGGGGUCCCGAAAAUCACGAGGGUUCAGGGCGUUUCCAAUUUGUCUGUGGACUGGACGGACGGGCACCGCCCACCUGAGACGUAUGCCAGCUACAGUGUCUGGAAACCCCAUGUCUUUAUUCGCCCCACCCGCCCUGUGCCAGCGGAUUGGUUGAGACGCUGGGUGUUUGACGUGAGGGCGGGGGAGGCCUUGAAUGGGCGUGGUCUGAUGGACAGAAGCGCCGUGAGCAUCAAGAUGUCUGCCACACGCGCACGCCUCACAGAGUCUGGUACUUUCUGCUGCAACGCUUCAUAUCACAACUUUAACGGGGAGGUGCAGUCUGUGGCCAGGUGUGAGGCCAUGAAGGUGACCCACCACGACAUCGUGAGUAGGAAACGUGUCAAGGUCAACGGUCCCUUCACCUUGACCUGUGACGCGAACCAUGUCGGCGUCCCUCGCUUGACUUCCGGUCUGUACAGGCUAGUGAUCAGCUUCAGCGAGGGAGGGGAGAGGAGGGUCCUGGCUAGGCUCGGCAUCGGCUCGUUUCAACUCAAGGUCGCGAGCCCACCAGAGACAUGGCCGCCUAGAAACUGGACCUUCACCUUCCACGGGGCAGAGAAACUGGACGACUCUGGCCGAUUGAACCGUGACGCGGCUGUGGUCGAACUGUCGAUCAAUGACGCCCUGCUCGCAGACUCCGGCUGCUACUGCUGUCAGGCGACCUACUUCCUACACAGCACGGACGUCGAGCACGAUCUCACGCGGUGUGCCAACGUCACAGUGACGGAGAGCAGCAUCAUUGAGCCGAAGGUGGUUUCUGUGGGGCGACCUUUCAACGUGACCUGUGACCCCGACCUUGCGGGGGUGGAAGAGGUCAUCUACGGCGUGCAGCUGAUGAUGAUCACGUGGGCGCCACCAGCAGAACAGCCGGUCGACAUGGCUCACAUGAUAAGUGACACCAAGCCAAGAAUUUUUUUUAACCAUACCCUGAGCCACUGGCAGUUCAAGUUUCGAGGGGACCAAACGAUCAACGCGGCUGACACGUUCGACAGGAACAUGCCCCAGGUCAGCCUGACCGUGCAGACGGCCAUGACGUCAGACUCGGGCAGAUUUUGCUGCCACGCGAGAUACUACGCUACGGUAUUCAAAAAAGUUGAGCAUUGUCAGGAUUUGUACGUUUUCGAUAUUAAUUCUGGGGUGACUAACCUCCCCCAAUCAGUUAGUGGAGGUCCCAUUGUUCGUAUGACCUCAGCUCUACUGAUUGGAUUACUGGCCCUGAGUCUGUGGCAGAUUUACUGGCCCUUAACUAGCUCAGGUGGUUGUGUGGUAUCUCCCCGAGGUCAUCACGUGGUUACAAUCACUAAAUCACGUGGCCACUGAUGCGUGUCAGCCAUUGGACAACUGGCAAACACAACAAGCCAGGAAACAACACACUCUUAAAAUAGAAUAAACAUCGCUUUA
Physella acuta is the source of this 1955-nucleotide messenger RNA. RefSeq lists its product as uncharacterized. NCBI's taxonomy places the organism in Eukaryota, Metazoa, Mollusca, Gastropoda, Physidae. The record is from RefSeq and is a predicted model, not a curated record.